Molecule: messenger RNA, 724 nt
Organism: Tarenaya hassleriana
Lineage: Eukaryota; Viridiplantae; Streptophyta; Magnoliopsida; Brassicales; Cleomaceae
Exons: 3
Coding region: 151-447 (98 amino acids)
Source: RefSeq, a predicted model, not a curated record
GUAAGAUUUCGCCAAUUUCUAGGAUCUGUUAAUGUGUUGUUUUGGAUUCUGUAUUGAUCCAUUGAACGAGCUUUCCCGUUUAAGGAAUAUUUAGGGUUUUCUCCGACACGUUGGUCCCGAUUGAGAGGAGCUUUCACUUUGGGAGAGGAGAUGGGUUUCAUCAUGGAAUUCGCAGAGAAUCUUGUGCUGAGAUUGAUGGAGGAUCCAAAGGAGAGGGACAGGAAAGCGAGGGAGCAUAUUUAUCAGAUGCAUGAUCGGUGCAAGAAGAUCAAGGAGAUGUGGGAUUUGCCCAUUCGUCCUUACGGGUUCUGGACAUUCGAGCGCCACAACGCUCAGCUUCGGUGGGACCCUCAGAUCAGUCAGGCGCCUGGUCGAAGGGAUCCGUACGAUGAUCUUCUCCAGGACUCUGCUUCCGCUUCUUCAUCAUAUUCUUCCUCCUCCAAGUAAAAAGAAAUGAUAAAAGAUGAAGCAGUAGAUUGUCUGGACGGGCGUUGUCUUAUGCUGCCUUCAAGCUUUUUUUCCGAGGUUGUGUUCUUUCGUUUACAUCCGUGUUUAUUUGUUCUUCAGAUAUCAGAACCCGUGGUGGAACCCGGAAUAAGGACUCUGAGACUUGUUCAUGGAUGAAUGAUCAUGUUUCUUGGUAAAGUUUGUGUUUUUGUUUUUUCAGCUUUUUCUUCUUCAGUUGACAUGAUUACACUUGCUGAAACAUCUAAUUUUUAAAUUA